AUGGGGAACUGUACAGAAGUGACACAGUUCAUCCUCCUAGGACUAACUGACACCCCAGAGCUGCAGGCCCCUCUCUGUAUCAUGUUUACUUUCAUUUACCUCGUCACUGUGGCUGGAAACCUAGGAAUGGUUGUGUUGAUCCUCCUGGACUCUCAUCUGCACACUCCCAUGUAUUUCUUCCUUAGUAACCUGUCUCUGGUGGACUUUUGCUCCUCCUCAGCUGUCACUCCCAAGGUCACGGGUCAGCUCCUUACAGGGUACGAAUUCAUCUCCUACAAUGUCUGUGCUGCUCAGAUGUUCUUUUUUGUAUCCUUUGCCACUGUGGAAAAUUACCUCUUGGCUUCCAGGGCCUAUGACCGCUAUGCUGCAGUGUGCAAGCCGCUACACUACACUACCACCAUGACUACAGGUGUGUGUGAUUGUCUGGCCACAGUCUCCUAUGUCUGUGGUUUCCUGAAUGCCGUUUUUCACACUGGAGACAUAGUCAGUCUCUCAUUUGGUAACUCCAAUGUGGUCCAUCAUUUUUUCUGUGAUGUUCCAGCAGUCAUGGCUCUGUCUUGCUCUGAUACACAUCUUAGUGAAAUGAUUCUGGUUUUUAUGUCAAGUUUUAAUGUCUUUUUUGCUCUUCUGGUUAUCUUGAUCUCCUAUCUUUUCAUAUUUAUCACUAUCUUGAAGAUGCACUCAGCUCAGGGAUACCAAAAGGCCCUGUCCACCUGCGCCUCCCACUUCACUGCUGUCUCCAUCUUCUAUGGGACGGUCAUCUUCGUGUACCUGCAACCCAGAUCCAGUCACUCCAUGGACACCGACAAAAUGGCGUCCGUGUUCUACACCAUGGUGAUCCCCAUGCUGAACCCACUGGUCUACAGCCUGAGGAACAAUGAGGUCAAGAGUGCAUUCAAGAAGGUGACUGAGAAAGCAAAAAUUUCCACAUAA
Molecule: messenger RNA, 933 nt
Organism: Heterocephalus glaber (naked mole-rat)
Lineage: Eukaryota; Metazoa; Chordata; Mammalia; Rodentia; Bathyergidae
Product: olfactory receptor 5B2
Biological process (GO): G protein-coupled receptor signaling pathway
Cellular component (GO): membrane
Molecular function (GO): G protein-coupled receptor activity; olfactory receptor activity
Source: RefSeq, a predicted model, not a curated record